Molecule: messenger RNA, 360 nt
Organism: Naegleria fowleri
Lineage: Eukaryota; Heterolobosea; Eutetramitea; Acrasida; Naegleriidae
Exons: 3
Coding region: 1-360 (119 amino acids)
Biological process (GO): protein peptidyl-prolyl isomerization
Cellular component (GO): cytoplasm
Molecular function (GO): peptidyl-prolyl cis-trans isomerase activity
Source: RefSeq, a predicted model, not a curated record
AUGUCCACCGAUUGGAUCCCUAUCAGUCAAGACCAACGAUUGAAGAAAAAGAUCAUUACAGCUGGUUCAUCCGAUGAGCAACCACCCAUUGGAUCAAAGGUUUCAGUUCAUUACACUGGAACAUUGACCAGUGGCAAAAAGUUUGAUUCUUCUCUUGAUAGAGGCCAACCAUUCGUUUUUACAUUGGGUAAAGGAGAGGUCAUUCGUGGAUGGGAUUUGGGAGUCAAAUCCAUGAAGAAGGGAGAGAAAUCGUACUUUGAAAUCCCUUCCGAUUAUGCCUACGGAAACAAUGCCAUUCCAGGCCUCAUUCCAGCCAAUUCAACUCUCAUGUUUGAAAUUGAGUUAUUAUCAUGGAAGUAA